Zymoseptoria tritici IPO323 is the source of this 1182-nucleotide messenger RNA. RefSeq lists its product as uncharacterized. Gene Ontology annotation, molecular function: ATP binding; protein kinase activity. Gene Ontology annotation, biological process: regulation of mRNA processing; spliceosomal complex assembly; protein phosphorylation. The coding region runs from base 1 to 1182 and encodes 393 amino acids. The transcript is spliced from 4 exons. The record is from RefSeq and is a predicted model, not a curated record. Lineage: Eukaryota; Fungi; Ascomycota; Dothideomycetes; Mycosphaerellales; Mycosphaerellaceae.
AUGUCGCACACCGCGAACUACGACAAACUAGAGCCUUCGGUGCCGCUCGAAGAAGAGACUCUGCGUCACUACAAGGCCGAACGAUACUAUCCUAUGAACAUCGGUGAUGUGUUUCAGGAUAGAUAUAGCAUCAUUGGCAAGCUUGGAUAUGGCACAAGUUCCACUGUCUGGCUGUGCCACGACUUGCUCACACCCCAGAAGUACGUUGCGCUGAAGGUGUACGUCAACAGCGGCAAGCCUCUUCGCGAACUAUCGAUUUACGAGCACAUCAAUCGUGUGGAGUCUAAGCACGGUGGACGUGCUCGCAUCCGCGCGCUUCUCGACUCAUUCGUCGUUAGUGGGCCGCAUGGCGAACACACUUGCCUUGUUCACGAGGCUCUCGGCAUGAACAUGGAAGAGCUGAAAGAGCUCCUCGGAGAGAUUCCACCCGAUUUCAUUCAGCAGUGUCUGCGUGACAUACUGCGUGCAAUCCAUUUCUUGCACCAAGAGGCUCAUGUCAUCCACACUGACGUACAACCAAAGAACAUUCUGAUGGGAGUCCUCAAGACCGACACGGCUUUUGAGAGAUACCAGCAAGACGAGGUCGAGAAGCCUUCGCCACGCAAAGAAUUGCCCGAUCGGACAAUUUACGUGUCCCGACCAAUGCGAUAUACGCUAGGCUUGCCGUCGCUGUCCGACUUCAGCGAAGCACGAUUUGACGAGCCACAGAACAGCGGUCUCAUAAUGCCUGAUGUCUACCGCGCGCCCGAGGUGAUCCUAGGCAUGCCCUGGGGCCACUCCGUUGACCUAUGGGGCUAUGCUAUGACGAUUUGGGAUCUUUUUGAGCCAAGGAAGCUCUUCAACACGCAAGAUGUGGACGGGCGCUACUCUGAAGCCAUUCAUUUGGCACAGAUGGUGGCUAUCAUGGGACCCCCUCCGCUCGAAUUCUUGAAGCGCUCGGAACGAAGCCGGCUGUUUUGGGAUGCGCAAGGCAACUGGCAGUGUGAUGUUCCAAUUCCUGAUAUGACGCUCCACUCCAAGGAACAAAGAUUGCACGGCGAAGAGCAAAAGUUCUUCCUCGAAUUCAUGAUGAAAACACUUCGAUGGGAUCCGGAUGAUAGGAGCGCUCUCGAACACGUGUUCAUGGACGAAUUUCUGCUGGCCGACCUGAUUGCAAAGGGCGAGGUUGUGCACAAGGAAUGA